Molecule: messenger RNA, 573 nt
Organism: Phyllotreta striolata
Lineage: Eukaryota; Metazoa; Arthropoda; Insecta; Coleoptera; Chrysomelidae
Source: the annotation of a GenBank genome assembly
AUGGAGGCGGAGUUGCGGGAAAUUUUAGAAGAAUGGGGUUUUUCAAGACUAAUUCCUGUAUUUGAAGAAAACGGAAUCGAUCAAGAAGCGUUCUUGUAUUUGAAUGAUUUGGCCAUAGAAAAACUGUUGUCCAAGGAAAAUCUUGGUGCAAAAUUGAAAUUUAAUAAUAAAUAUAAAAAUUUUCUUAUAAAUAAACAGGCUGCACCUUUAACCGUUCACAGGAAUCUGAACGUAAAUUCGGAUGAGCAAAGUGAUUGUUCAGAGAGUACAGCUUCAGAGGCAACGGCUAUAUCUUCAGAUGACGAUUCAAAUGAUGCAGUUGAAGAGUACAGCUCUGCCACACUCGAAAACAUUCUUAAUUCGCCCAUGGGCAGUCAAAUUAAAUCCUACUACACAAGAGAAAAACGGUUGAAGAAUAAUUUAAGAGAUAAAUUGGUGUCAAUCAUCCUAGAGGAUUUACUAUCAAAAAAUGUAAAUAUGCGGAUAUCCAAAAAAGUCUUUACGGAUAUCUCAGCAGCCAUUGUUGCCACAUUUCCUAAUGAAAUUAAGGUUUGUACUAUAUGUUACGGCUAA